Alnus glutinosa is the source of this 2240-nucleotide messenger RNA. RefSeq names its product protein GRAVITROPIC IN THE LIGHT 1-like. The record is from RefSeq and is a predicted model, not a curated record. Lineage: Eukaryota; Viridiplantae; Streptophyta; Magnoliopsida; Fagales; Betulaceae. The coding region runs from base 349 to 1713 and encodes 454 amino acids. Gene Ontology annotation, biological process: response to red or far red light; negative gravitropism. The transcript is spliced from 3 exons.
CGUAUUAAUUGUAGUAUUGUAAUCUGUACAUACACAGAGAUAUUUCCAUGUGGAGAAUCCGAGUAUAUAAGGGGAUUCUCGUAGGGUUUUAGGGUUGAUUUUCACAUCCUUCGCAAUAAAGUCUAUCAACGCGCUUUCCUUCAUGGUUCUUCAUUGUUUUUGUGAGAAGUGAGAACGAAACAAAAUGUUUUUGUUUUCCGGAGCUUGCUUUUUUGUGAUCAAGGUCGCCGAUCGAGGUUCGUUGUUGUGGGGGUGUUAUCGCUCCGUUUUCUUCAGAUUUACGUUGCUAUGAAGAGAAGUUGAUACGAUUUUUUGUCUUCCCGCGACAUCUCGUGAUAUUAUUAAAAGAUGGAUUCCAUUAAACCGUCGGCCCUGCCGACUCCUAAUAAAAGUAGAUUGGCGCGCACUUUUGCCAAGGUUCUUCACUUUCGGAUGGCGACCGGAGCUGCCCUGGUUGACGGAAUUCAGAAGGUAAAGUCCCAAGAUAAUGUCAGUGAAGAUCUGAGUGUUGGUAAGGAUGAAGAGCUUGAAAAUAAGGUGGCCAUGGAGGCUCUUCUUGCUAAACUGUUUGCUAGCGUUUCGUCUGUUAAAGCCGCAUAUGCUCAAUUACAGCAUGCUCAAUCUCCUUAUGAUGCUGAUGGGAUUCAAGCUGCUGAUCAAAUGGUAGUCUCAGAGUUGAUGAGUUUGUCUGAAUUGAAGCAGUGUUACUUGAAGAAACAGUUCGAUCCUUCUCCGGAGACUGCGUUGCUUUCGGCUGAAAUUCAGGAGCUAAAGAGUGUGGUGAAAACAUAUGAAAUCAUGGUGAAGAAGUUCGAAUCUCAAUUGAGGCUCAAGGAAUCUGAACUUAUAUUUCUCAGAGAGAAAUUGGAUGAAGAAACUAAGCAGAACAGGCAAAUUGAGAAGAGACUGAACCAAAGUGGGCAAUUACAUGUCCUCGACAAUCUUCACCAUUCAGGCUUGACUACGACCCAUUUCACUACAGUUCUCCGGCACACGAUCAAAUCCAUUCGAAGCUUUGUGAGGUUGAUGGUGGAGGAAAUGAAAUCUAACGGCUUGGAUAUUGAUGCUGCGGCAAAUGCAAUCCAACCGAGUGGUGUUUAUUGGAAAGAUGAUCACAAGUGUUUCGCGUUUGAGUCCUACGUUUGCAGGCAAAUGUUCGACGCUUUCAACUAUCCUAACUUCUCUCUUUCUUACAAGUCUUUGCCAGAUAAGAAGCCGGAGCAGGAGCACCAACUGUUUUUCAGGCAAUUCAUGGAAUUGAAAUCUUUGAAACCAAAGGAAUUUCUUGCUCAGAAGCCUAAAUCAACGUUUGCAAAAUUUUGCCAUGUCAAGUACUUGCGACUUGUUAAUCCCCAGUUGGAAUCGUCGCUGUUUGGUAAUCUAAGUCAGAGAAACAUGGUGAGCGCCGGUGAAUUUCCGAACACCACCUUCUUUGCUUCAUUUACAGAAAUGGCGAAACGGGUUUGGCUCCUACACUGCUUGGCCUUCUCUUUUGAGCCUGAGGCCUCGAUCUUUCAAGUUAGCAAGGGAUGUAGAUUCUCUGAAGUUUACAUGGAUAGUGUCGCCGAUGAAGCGUUCCUUUCGCCGGAAUCCGACCCACAAGUGGCGUUCACCGUUGUUCCGGGGUUCAGGAUCCAGAAAACUGUUAUACAGUGUCAGGUGUAUCUCUCUCCACUCCAUACCAAUGUAUCUAUAAACGAUAAAGGUACGUAGAUCUUGAUCAAAUAACGGUAAUUAUCAAUCUGAAUUGUUAGUACAAGUAACGUGAGAGAAUUCAUAUACAACUUACCUAUCCAUAUAGCUGGUCGGGUCGGGUAGUUUGUGGAUCUCUUACUUUACGUGUUUAAAUUACUAACAAUUAAAACAGAUAUAUAAUUGCUCUAAAUUUCUGAUUGGACACGUGACGGAGAUUAAUCGUUGGGUACCAUCUGGACCACACGACACAUUGAACUGGGCGAGGGAAAUGGCUUCCUACGUGCUGCGUGUCUGGGUGUUGUGGGGACUACCAACUCGGUUACAAGACACGUUUUUGUCCAUUUGUGGCCAUUUUGAAAAGGAAACCGCGUGGGUCUGUCACUAUUUUUGUUUUGCACGGACAUCCCCCCUGCAAUUUUGUUAAUAUUAGGCUCGUGACAGGGAUUGUCUAGCUGUUAUGCAUCAUUAGCAAACAUUGCAAUUAGGUAAUAUGUGUACAUAAUAUAAUACAUCCCAGUUUUAUAAUGUUUUUUUUCUUCAUAUUA